UCUGCGCAGCCCCAUACAGUCGAGCUGGUGUCGCACAUUUGGCGCGUCAUUUGUUGUAUGUCAAGUAAUGGCGGCGGAAGGUACAGAGGAGCUAAGCAACACCGAGGAACUUAAAAAUCCUCCAGGGUUUCAUGAGCCUGAGGCUGCAGGAUUUACCAAACCAGACGUAGAGCAGUCAGGCGAAACUGGUGGUGAUGGAGAAAACGCUGCACCCUACACGGCACAAGGAGAUGAGGAAGAGGCAGAUUUGCCUGCAGAUUUUGAGAAACUUUGGAAGCAGACCUGCGAAAACCCUCUGGAUUUCAACAGCUGGACCGAUCUCCUGCAGUAUUGUGAACAAGAGGGCCACUUGAGGGCAUGCCGUCAAGCCCUCAAUGGCUUUCUGGUGAGGUUCCCUCUGUGCUAUGGUUACUGGAAGAAAUAUUCAGAUAUUGAGAGGCGGGCUGGUCACAACACAAAAGCUGAGGAGGUGUGUGAACGAGGUUUGAAGGUCAUCCCUCUCAGUGUUGAUCUCUGGAUACAUUUCAUCAAUCUGCUGCUGGGAACUCUCAACAUGAACCUGCCUGAGUCAGCACAUCGCAUCCGCUGUGUGUUUGAGGAGGCAGUUGCAUCUGCUGGCUGGGACUUUCAUUCCGACAGACUCUGGGAUCUGUACGGUGAAUGGGAGAAGGAACAGGGAAACCUGAAGGCCAUGACCGCCGUCUAUGACCGAGUAUUAAUGAUCCCCACACAGCUCUACAACACGCACUAUGAGAAACUGAAAACUCACUUAACCUCCAACCCGCCUCGGGACACACUGUCCCCAGAGGAGUAUGAUAUGGUUAAAGCAGAGUAUAAACAGAGCCAGAUACAAACUAAAAAAGAGAAAUCUGAUAUCGCUGCCGAUGAAGAAGAGAGACCACCGGGAGAGGAAGAGCCUGCAGACAACGGCAAAGACUCGGAAGAAGCAGUGCAGAAGAUGCAAGAACUCGUUUUGGCCAGGAGAGAGGAACUGUACCAACACAAUGAAGCAGAAGUCAGGAAGAGAUGGAAUUUUGAAGAAGCUAUUAAAAGGCCUUAUUUUCACGUGAAGCCUCUGGACAAAGCCCAGUUAAAGGCUUGGCACAGUUAUCUGGACUGGGAAAUGGCAGAGGCUGAAUCAGCAGCGAUGAAUGCUGGAGGGACGUCUGUGGAGGGCGGUGAAGGUUCAAAAAAAGAGUAUGUGGCCAGUCAUGGGAGAGUACUGGUUCUGUUUGAGCGCUGUCUCAUUGCUUGUGCGCUUUAUGAGGAAUUCUGGAAAAAAUAUGUGCAUUACCUGGAACCAUAUGGUGUAGAAGAGGUUCGUAAUGUGUAUCGCAGAGCUUGUGGAAUCCACCUUCCAUACAAACACAGCAUCCAUCUUCAGUGGUCUGCAUUCGAGGAAAAACAUGGUAAUGUUUCAGAGGCACAGCGUAUCCUGGAGUCUAUGGAGAUGGUUUUACCUGGUUUGUCUGUGGUGCGUUUAAGGAGAGUCGGUCUGGAGAGGAGAGCAGGUCGUCUGGAUGUAGCCGAGUCACUGCUGAAGGAGUCUGUGGAACAGAGUAAAAACAAUCCCUCACUUCAUGCCUUCUACUCCAUUAAACUGUCCCGGUUCCUCCUCAAGCUAUGUAGGAACCCAGCGAGGGCCCGCACAGUUCUACAGGAGGCCAUAGAGAUCAGUCCGGAUAACUCUAGGCUUUAUCAGAACCUUCUGGAGCUGGAGGUUUCGGGUGAUCUGCGGGCAAAUGGAGGAGGGGUUCAGCAGUGUGUGGCCAAAGCUCUUGCAGCUCCGCUUUCCCCAAAGACCAAAAUUCGUUUCUCUCAACGUGGUCUGCAGUUUGCAGAGGAUUUUGGGACUUCGGUACAAAGUGUAUUGAGUAUGUACGAAGAGCACCAGAAGCUCCUAAAGGAACAUGAUGGAAAGAGGGGAGCAGAGAAUGGCGAUAACGAUGAUCCAGAGAAGAUGAGCAAAAUGGAUGAUGGAUCUGCCAUGGCGGUGCCCCCACAGACUGCGCCUCCCACUAUGCCUCACAUGCCAAUAACAACACCACCUCCUCCUAUGAUGGGCGGAGACGCGAGUGGGUCAUAUGGAAGUUACGGCAGCUGGUACCAGCAGUAUGGGGGAUACGGCAGCUACCAGAACCCUUGGAACCAGUACAACCAAUAUUAUCCUCCCAGCUAAACGCGCCUUGUUGUUAUCAUCUCUUAAUCAGUUUUUCUCCUAGAGGGAAAUCAUGGAAGGGUAUGUCAUUCCACCUCUGGACUUAUUGGUAGAUGGAUAUUCUGGUUCAUGCUUGGUUUUUAAGCAUUUAUAUGUAAAUUGAGUGACAUUUACUGAAUCCCUAAAUGUUUUAUGUGAAUAUGUUCUCAUUGACCAUUUUGUACAAUGUUGUUUUAAAAGAAUUUUACUUUAUUUUGUGCAGUCAAUGUUUUUUCAUUCAAAUA
Messenger RNA from Paramisgurnus dabryanus, 2442 nucleotides. RefSeq names its product pre-mRNA-processing factor 39. The record is from RefSeq and is a predicted model, not a curated record. Gene Ontology annotation, cellular component: U1 snRNP; U2-type prespliceosome; commitment complex. Gene Ontology annotation, biological process: RNA processing; mRNA 5'-splice site recognition. NCBI's taxonomy places the organism in Eukaryota, Metazoa, Chordata, Actinopteri, Cypriniformes, Cobitidae. Gene Ontology annotation, molecular function: protein binding; pre-mRNA 5'-splice site binding.